Molecule: messenger RNA, 6312 nt
Organism: Mus pahari (shrew mouse)
Lineage: Eukaryota; Metazoa; Chordata; Mammalia; Rodentia; Muridae
Gene: Fnip1
Product: folliculin interacting protein 1
Exons: 18
Coding region: 119-3616 (1165 amino acids)
Cellular component (GO): cytoplasm
Molecular function (GO): ATPase inhibitor activity; protein-folding chaperone binding
Source: RefSeq, a predicted model, not a curated record
GAAGUGACUAAUUUCUGUCAUAUGACUGAGGCGCCCAUGGGGGUGGCGGGGCGGCGGUAGGAGCGGGGGGCCUCCGGCGAGCUCCCAGCCGAGCGACCCCGGUCUGGCGGCGGCCAGCAUGGCCCCCACCCUGUUCCAGAAGCUCUUCAGCAAGCGGAACGGAUUAGGCGCGCCGGGACGAGACGCCCGCGACCCGGACUGCGCGUUCAGUUGGCCCUUGCCAGAAUUUGACCCAAGCCAGAUUCGACUGAUCGUAUAUCAAGACUGUGAAAGACGAGGGAGAAAUGUAUUGUUUGACUCCAGUGUUAAGAGAAAAAAUGAGGACACACCAGUAUCGAAGCUAUGUAAUGAUGCUCAAGUCAAGGUCUUUGGGAAGUGCUGCCAGCUGAAGCCAGGAGGAGAUAGUUCUUCCUCUUUGGAUAGCUCUAUCACUUUAUCUUCUGAUGUAAAAGACCAGUGUCCCAAAUACCAGGGUUCUCGGUGUUCUUCUGAUGCCAAUAUGCUUGGAGAGAUGAUGUUUGGCUCAGUAGCAAUGAGCUACAAAGGAUCCACUUUAAAAAUUCAUCAGAUCCGCUCUCCUCCACAGCUCAUGCUUAGCAAAGUUUUCACUGCACGGACUGGCAGUAGUAUCUGUGGGAGUCUCAAUACACUGCAAGACAGUCUUGAAUUCAUCAAUCAGGACAGUAAUACAUUAAAAGCUGAUAGCAGCACAGUUAUUAAUGGGCUGCUUGGAAAUAUAGGUCUUUCACAGUUCUGCAGCCCCAGGCGGGCUUUCUCUGAGCAGGGUCCGCUCCGCCUGAUCAGGAGUGCCUCUUUCUUUGCAGUUCACAGCAACCCAAUGGACAUGCCAGGAAGAGAACUGAAUGAGGACAGAGACAGUGGCAUAGCACGCUCUGCAUCUCUGAGCAGCUUGCUCAUCACCCCGUUCCCCUCCCCAAACUCUUCACUUACACGAAGCUGUGCCAGCAGCUACCAGCGACGUUGGCGACGUAGCCAAACAACAAGUUUGGAAAAUGGGGUCUUUCCUAGAUGGUCUAUAGAAGAAAGCUUCAAUCUGUCAGAUGAAAGUAGUGGCCCUAAUCCAGGAAUUGUGAGGAAAAAGAAGAUUGCAAUUGGGGUAAUCUUUUCAUUAUCCAAAGAUGAAGAUGAAAAUAACAAAUUCAAUGAAUUCUUUUUUUCACAUUUUCCUCUCUUUGAAAGCCACAUGAACAAAUUAAAAAGUGCAAUAGAACAGGCAAUGAAAAUGAGCCGGAGAUCAGCUGAUGCCAGCCAGAGAAGUUUGGCAUACAAUCGAAUAGUUGAUGCCCUGACUGAAUUCAGAACAACAAUUUGUAAUCUUUACACAAUGCCAAGAAUUGGGGAACCUGUCUGGCUUACAAUGAUGUCAGGGACUCCAGAAAAGAACCAGCUUUGCCAUCGUUUCAUGAAGGAAUUCACUUUUCUAAUGGAAAAUGCCUCCAAAAAUCAAUUCUUGCCAGCUCUCAUUACUGCGGUUUUGACCAAUCAUCUUGCCUGGGUUCCAACAGUCAUGCCAAAUGGACAGCCACCUAUAAAAAUAUUUUUAGAAAAACAUUCCUCUCAGAGUGUGGGCAUGUUGGCAAAGACUCAUCCAUAUAACCCUCUUUGGGCACAACUUGGAGAUUUGUAUGGCGCUAUUGGAUCUCCUGUACGGUUAGCAAGAACUGUAGUAGUUGGCAAACGACAAGACCUGGUCCAGAGACUGCUUUAUUUUCUUACUUACUUCAUCAGAUGCUCUGAACUUCAAGAAACCCAUCUUUUAGAAAAUGGAGAAGAUGAAGCCAUUGUUAUGCCAGGCACAGUGAUUACUACCACUUUAGAAAAGGGGGAAAUAGAGGAAUCAGAGUAUGUACUGAUCACAAUGCAUAGAAACAAAAGCAGCUUGCUCUUUAAAGAGUCAGAAGAGACAAGAACUCCCAACUGUAACUGUAAAUAUUGCAGUCAUCCACUCCUUGGGCAAAAUACAGAGAAUGUGUCACAACCAGAAAGAGAAGAUAUUCAAGACAACUCUAAGGAAUUGCUAGGAAUUUCAGAUGAAUGCCAAAAGAUUUCUCCUCCUGACUGCCAAGAAGAAAAUGCUGUUGAUGUUCAACAGUACAGAGAUAAAUUAAGAACUUGCCUUGACACCAAGUUAGAGACAGUUGUUUGUACAGGAUCUGCUCCAGCAGACAAAUGUGUGUUGUCAGAGACAUGCUUGGAACCAAGAGAAGAAUCCUGGCAGAAUAAGGAAUUGCUGGAUUCAGAUAAUCACACAGGCACAGCAAUGAGACCCACAGGAAUAGUUGUAGAAAAGAAACCUCCAGAUAAGAAUGUGCCCAGUGCAUUUUCCUGUGAGGUAACUCAGACAAAGGUUACGUUCUUGAUUGGAGAUUCUAUGUCACCUGAUUCAGAUACUGAACUUCGGAGUCAGGCUGUGGUGGAACAGAUUAACAGACAUCACAGCAAACCACUAAAGGAAGACAGAGGAGUGACUGAUAAGCAUCAAGAAAGUAAAAUAACUAAGGACCAAUCUGAAGACUCUGGCACACAGAACAUGGUUUCUGGAGAGUCCUGUGAGCUUCCUUGUUGGAGUCAUUCAGAUCCAGAAAACAUGAGCUUGUUUGAUGAAUAUUUUAAUGAUGAUUCAAUUGAAACCAGGACUAUUGAUGAUGUUCCAGUUAAAACAAGUACAGAUAGUAAAGAGUAUUGCUGUAUGUUGGAGUAUCCAAAAAGAUUGUAUACAAAAACUAACAAACAGAAAAGUGAACUUUGUAAAUGUAUAGAAACAGUUCAUCAAGAUUCAUGUAAUGCCUGCCUUCCUCAGCAGGGCCAGAGGGGCUCCCUCUCCAUUCUUGUCCCCCAUGGGGAUAAAGAGAGUCUAGACAAAAAGAAUGCUGUAGGAACUGAAUGGGACAUUCCAAGAAAUGAAAGUUCAGAUAGUGCCCUUGGAGACAGUGAGAGUGAAGACACGGGUCCUGACAUAAGGAGACAAGCUGGCAGUUACUGUGGAGGGGAUCCGGAAGACUGGGCAGAAGAGGAUGAGAUACCUUUUCCUGGGUCAAAAUUGAUUGAAGUGAGUGCUGUUCAGCCCAACAUUGCCAACUUUGGAAGAUCCUUGCUGGGUGGCUACUGCUCAUCUUAUGUUCCUGACUUUGUUCUUCAAGGAAUUGGAAAUGAUGAGAGGCUCCGUCAGUGCCUGGUAUCAGAUUUGUCUCAUGCUGUGCAGCAUCCAGUGUUAGAUGAACCAAUAGCAGAAGCUGUCUGUAUUAUAGCUGAUGUGGAUAAGUGGGCUGUUCAAGUGGCCAGCAGUCAGAGACGAGUAACAGAUAAUAAAUUGGGAAAGGAGGUGCUGGUCUCUAGUCUUGUUUCCAACCUGCUUCAUUCCACUCUUCAGCUUUAUAAACAUAAUUUAUCUCCAAACUUUUGUGUAAUGCACCUUGAAGACCGGUUACAGGAAUUAUACUUCAAGAGCAAAAUGCUGUCUGAGUACCUGAGGGGACAGAUGCGUGUUCAUGUCAAGGAGCUAGGAGUAGUUCUUGGGAUCGAAUCCAGUGACCUUCCUCUUCUGGCUGCAGUAGCAAGCACCCACUCUCCAUAUGUUGCUCAGAUACUCCUUUAAUGUGUCUAGAGGAUAACUUUGGUUUAAAGUUGAGCAGAAACCAAGGAGACAGGCGCAGUCUAUCUAUGAAGCUGUUGCUGUUCUGUAUUGUGUUUGUCUUGUGCAUUACGCUUUUAGGUGAAUGCAUCAUCCCCACAUUGUAGUCUGUAUAGACCAGAUGACUUUUUUUUUUUUUAAACUGGACUUCUGAGUAGUGGUAGAUUUUUUUUUCAACCAAGUGAAACUAAAUCAAAAUAAUUGGGGGUAUGUGAGGGGUGGAAUUUGCAAAAGCCAAAGUGUAACUUAGAAAUUUCUGUGAAUAUACAGGAAUUUCAUACAAACUCUAAAAUGUCACAACUCAUGAAUAGCAAUAGUUGUCUUAUGAUCAAAUGUCAGAAAUCUUCAUUUCACUGAUUUUUAAUUUUUAUUUCUAUGGUACAGAAAUCUACAAGACCUUGAUUUGUUUGUUGUUUUGCAAUUCAGAUCAACUAAUUUCUAGUUAUUUAAGUAUUUUUUUUUAAAACAACUGUUAAUUAUGAGAAACUCAGAAUGAGUGAAGAUGUCAUAUGCCCAUCCCAAGUGUACAUAUGUAUCUAUUUUUUUAAAAAAGCAGGGGUAGAAAUACAAUAUUGAUAAACAUGCCUUUUUAAAAAAUAUUUUUUCAUCUAGUAUUGUACAUAAUGUUGAAAUACUACCUUCUGAUGAUUUUUCUGUUUCAUGCAUUCUAAAAUGUAUUUAAAGCCAAUCUUUUUGAGGCUCAAGGUUCUAGAUUCCCUAAGAAUACUACUUUUUACCAUUUGUUUUCUAAGAAUAAGCUAAUUCUUAUCAAUAUUUACAUAUUAAUUUAAUAAAUAAAAAUUAAAUUAAAAAGUGCACCAAAGCAAUGGCAAAAAUACUGUAUUUUUUAAAUAUGCUCAGGUGGCCACAAACUUCAGUAUCGACCAUUAUAAACCCAUAUGAGCAGAAUAUUUCAUAACAAUCCUCAAUUUACACUAGUAGAAGUAAUAACUUUAAAAAUUGUUCUUUAAGUGUUCUUUCUUUCAAAUGUUGAUUGCUUUUCAAAGCUUUCCCCUUAUCAUUUGUCAUUGUCUUUGUAUAUAGUGCAGAUUGUUGCUUGUAAGAAAGGCAAAUAAGGAACCAAACUCUUGUAAGUAAUGUAAAUAAAAAGGUGGGUAGAUCAUGUUUUCAAUAUACUCUACUACCUCAGUUUACUUGAAUACUGAAUUAGAGCUUACUCUCUGCUUGUGUGGGCUAAGAUACACAUAAUGCUAGAAUUAAAGUUGGUUUCUGUUUUCAUUGACUAAUUCUAAAUUGUUUAGCUCAAAAAAAAAAAAAAAAGAAAGAAAAAAGAAAGAAAGGAAGAAAGAAAAGAAGAAAGGAAGAAAGAAAGAAAAGAAAAAUAUAACCCCCCCCCCAAAAAAAAACAACCCUACCCAUAUGUUCGGUUACUGAAUAAUUUUAUUAUAAUAUAUCCAUUCUUGCUAUUUAAAAUUUUCAGUAAUUAAUGAAAAAUUUCUGUGGUUUAUAGUCUUCAGAAUCUUGAAUUUAUGUGUCUGGUUACAUUUAUCUUACUCUUUAUGUGUGUUCAAGAGAAUUCCAACUAGAAAAGAAUAAAUAGAAUGUUUUAAUGGAACAUAAACCCCAAAUUUAGGGUACCUACAGUUGGCCCUAGAUCUGUUUGUUGGUUCCAGUUAGUACCUGGGCCUCCCAUGGAUGACUUGGUGCCAAAGGGUUUUUUUUUUAAAUAGAUGUGGAGAUUUUGGGGGGUUUUGUUUUGUUUUCUUUCGUUUUUUAUGUCCUUGUAACCCAUUUGUUAGUGGAGUUUCUCUGUUGUAUUCUGUUAAAUUCAGUGAGUAGAUUUCUGUUAGAAUUUAGAAUCUGGGAAAGUUCCGCUGUGGGCCAUUGUACAUUAUUUUUUGAUUGUGGCUCAGAAUAAUAUGUGUAGCAGGUAGCUAAUGUUUUGGGAUGUUUUCUUGAACAUGGAACUUUUCAUAGUUCUAUUUGAAAUCUGUCAUUACUACUUAGUAAUUCUAGUCUUUAAUAAGUGAAUGGCUUGUGCACCUAAUAUUCUCAAAACUCAGCUUUGCUGGAAAGGCCUAUAGUUUCUUAAAAACUCACUAGUCCUUAUAGGAUUCCUGAGUUUGUAAUACUUUUAUCAUCAUAUUCUUUACUUACUCAAAGCCCAAGGAAUGAGCUGCUACUUCACUACAGUGUGGCUGUGAUAAAUGUGAAAAGAGUUUUGACCUGUUUAAAAUAAUUUUUCAACUACUUAAUGGUACAGACAAAUAUGUGCUACAUAAUAAAAAAAUACCUGUUUAUUGUUACAGGAAAAUAAAAAGGGAUCUUUUAUAUUAUAGGAUUAAAACUAAUUUUCUGUAUAUGUUAACUAAUUGAUUUGAUUUUAAAUAUCUUGCAUUUAUUAAUAUGUCUUAAUUUUGAAUUUGAAAAUAUUAAGUGCAAUAAACAUACUACAGAUUUCAUUUUGUUGCAAUUGGCACACAGUGCAGAUGAUCACUAAAAACAAUUUGCAUAAUGCCUCCAUCCGGUAGCUGUCUUAUGAGAAUGUUCUGCUUUCUCUUAAGUUAUUUAGAUGAUGAAUAUAUACAAUGUACAUAUUUGUUUGUUGUUCUGAAUACAUUUCUCAAAUGUACACCUGUAUUAUAAUAACCUCCCAGUUCUAGGGGAAAUUUGUGCAAUAAACACUGAUGUCAAUUUGA